Messenger RNA from Phascolarctos cinereus (koala), 1779 nucleotides. Its product is annotated as ribonuclease 4. NCBI's taxonomy places the organism in Eukaryota, Metazoa, Chordata, Mammalia, Diprotodontia, Phascolarctidae. Gene Ontology annotation, biological process: defense response to Gram-positive bacterium. Gene Ontology annotation, molecular function: nucleic acid binding; RNA nuclease activity. The record is from RefSeq and is a predicted model, not a curated record.
UAAAAGGAACCCUUCUUAAGAGUUCAUCUCCCCAUUUCCGCAUUACUGGAGGACGAAACAGGCCUGUUGCUCAACAUCACACAGACCUGACCAGGAGGUUUUAUCAGGGUCAUCUGCAGCAAUUUCAACAAACAAAGGGGCCCCUAGAUAGGCAGAAGAUAAUGGCCAUGCAGGGAAUCCGAUCAUUGCUGCUGCUGUUGGCCUUGCUUGGCCUGUGGCUGGUGCAGCCCUCUUCUGGCCAGAGUCGGAGGUACCAACAGUUCCUGCGACAGCAUGUGGACCCUUACAGUGAAGGUGGUGAUGCUACGUAUUGCACCCAGAUGAUGCAUAAGAGGCGGAUGACUGUGCAAAAGUGCAAGCCUGUUAACACUUUCAUCCAUGAGGACAUUUGGAACAUCAACAGUAUCUGCCAUACCACUGCCAUCAAAUGCAAGAAUGGCCAAAUGAACUGCCAUGAAGGCAUCAUGAAGAUCACAGAUUGCAGAGUGACAGGUGGCUCUACUUCUCCAAACUGUAGGUACCGGGCCAUGGCCAGAACCAGGCAUGUUGUCAUUGCCUGUGAGAAUUCAGAGCCUGUGCACUUUGAUGGGUAAGACCCAUCCUGCUGGCUUUACCCUCAGCCAAAAUUCCCACUUUCUUGUUGUCUGCUAGUGAAAGAUGGGAACUGUCCUGGGCCCUAUUCCCUAAAAUCCUUUGCUUAUUCUCCUAUAACUAGUUCAUGGCUUUGCAUACUUUGACCCUAAAGGAAGAGAAACAAAGUCUGCAAAAGAGCUGGGUUAUAUCCCCUAACAUCCCCUAUAUCCUCCUUGUAUAGUUGUGGAAGGGUUAAAUCUUCUUUUUCCUAUCCUCUUGACAGGAGAAAGGAUGAAUAGUGAUACCUUCAUAUGUAUAUGUCACAUCUUCUUUCCAAAACAUUUUUUAAUAUGUCAUUUCAUCAUGUGAUUGUCAUAAUACCCCCAAUAACACUAAUGUACCAGAGAUGUCACAUACUAGGCCCAUGGGCCACAUGUAACCUGUAACACUCCUGAGUGUGGACAAAACUAGAUUAAAAUGUAAUUGGGAAAUAUUUAAUAAAAUAAAUAAGAAUACAAUAAAACAUAGAUAAUAGUACACUCUAAAACUAAGUCAGUAUGAGGCCUGCAGGAUUCUUUUUUAAUGAUAUAAUGGCCCUCGUUUCUAUUUGAGUUUGAUACCACCGUUAGCAGACUAUGUUGUGUCUAAAGUUUUUACUAAGCACUUUCUGAGCUUCAUAACGACUCAGUAGGCAUCAUUCCCAUUCCUAUUUUAUGGCUGAGGAAACUGAAGCUGAGAGAAAGUCCAUGGUCACACAAAUAGUUGUUGGAGGCAGAUUUUGAAUCCUGGUCUGUCUUGACUUUAAGUGUAAACCUUUUCCCAUUACACCAUGAACCCAAGGAAUAUUACUAUUCUCAUUUGAAUGAUGGAGAACCUGAGGCCCAGAGUGGUCAAAAGGUUAGUUAGUGGUGGUUUAGCCAAGCAUAGACUAUAGAUCUGCUAGCUUCUAAGCUCAUUCCGUCUUUACUACAAUGAGACAAGUGCCAGAACGCUGGUUCUUCUUAGUAGCCAAAGAAAACCAGUUGCAGUGGGAGGCCUUCAUUAACUUUGGAGUUAGGACAGUGGAAAGAUUUGGACCCCAUCAGUUUCAAUCUGAAUUAGGAUAGGAUCAAGUGACCAGACUAAAUUUCCUUUUUUCCUCUUCCCAAGCCUGGAAAUUACUUUAGUGAGUUAGAAUCAUAUAUUAAAAGAGCAAUAUAACCUCAA